AUGUGGGUUCCUCUCUGGGCUGGGAUCCCAUGUGACCGUGCAGCUUUGGGUAUCAUGAAACUUUCAUAGUCUCUGUGUGCUUUUGAUUUUAAGCUGGGGAUUGAAGCUAUAGUGACAGUAACAGUCCCCAGUGUUACUGCUGAUUUAUUAUGCAGGUGUUCUAAUACCACCAUUGUAGGUCAGUGUUCUAAUACCACCAUUGUAGGUCAACUACAAGGUCUUAAGAGUUAUACUUGAGUCCAGGAUAGGAAGCUGAGGCAGGAUUGAGAGUUCCAAGCUACAGGAAAACUGUUUGGUUGGGGUGUGCUGGAAUUUGACUGUGUGGUAGAGCUCUUGAGUGGCAUGUGUGAGUCCUUGCUAUGCUGUGGGUGGGCGAGAAGACAUGCCAUCCUGGGGUAACCCUUUCGUUGCUACCUUUCUCUGUUCCUGGCCUCCUGAGGGAGACAGGCUUUAGUUGCCAUGAGAGAGUUUGAGGAGGAUAGGCUUAAGGAGAAGGUGGAGAUAGAUGCUCGGGCCUUCAAGCAGCUUGUGUGGAAGGAACUAUUGUAAUAGGUACACCGUGUGUUGGGGUGGAUUGGUGUGGAUUCUGGGAAAGAAUGUGUUUCUUGCCUACUCUACAGGUAUCAGUACUGGUCAUGUGCCAUACAAGGGAGCUGGCCUUCCAGAUCAGCAAGGAAUAUGAGCGCUUCUCUAAGUACAUGCCCAGCGUUAAGGUAUCUGUGUUCUUUGGGGGCCUCUCCAUUAAGAAGGAUGAAGAUGUGUUGAAGAAGAACUGUCCCCAUGUUGUUGUGGGGACACCAGGCCGGAUCCUGGCACUCGUACGGAGCAGGAGCCUCAACCUAAGGAAUGUGAAACACUUUGUGCUAGAUGAGUGUGACAAGAUGCUGGAGCAGCUGGGCUCCCUUUCCCGAAGCAUGGCUCAAGGCGCACUGGCAGGGCCGCUCCAUGCUGGCAGCGAACAUGCGCCGGGACGUGCAAGAGAUCUUUCGCCUGACACCCCAUGAAAAGCAGUGCAUGAUGUUUAGCGCCACCCUGAGCAAGGAGAUCCGGCCAGUCUGCAGGAAGUUCAUGCAGGAUCCCAUGGAGGUGUUUGUGGAUGACGAGACCAAGCUCACACUGCACGGGCUACAGCAGUACUAUGUCAAGCUCAAGGACAGUGAGAAGAACCGGAAGCUCUUCGACCUCCUUGACGUCCUAGAGUUUAACCAGGUGGUGAUCUUUGUCAAGUCUGUGCAACGCUGCAUGGCUCUGGCCCAGCUCUUAGUGGAACAGAACUUCCCAGCCAUUGCCAUUCACCGAGGCAUGCCCCAGGAGGAGCGCCUAUCCCGCUACCAGCAGUUCAAGGACUUCCAGCGGCGCAUCCUGGUAGCUACCAAUCUGUUUGGUAGAGGUAUGGACAUUGAGCGAGUGAACAUCGUCUUCAACUAUGACAUGCCAGAGGACUCAGACACCUACCUUCACCGGGUGGCUCGUGCUGGUCGCUUUGGUACUAAAGGCCUGGCGGUCACUUUUGUAUCUGAUGAGAAUGAUGCCAAAAUCCUCAAUGAUGUUCAGGACCGGUUUGAAGUGAAUGUGGCAGAGCUUCCAGAAGAAAUAGAUAUCUCUACAUACAUUGAGCAGAGCCGAUAACCGUAUGUGGAAGCAAGACACCAACCACGGCCACCCUCUUUCCCACCUGCUGCUUCAGAUCCUUUUCCUAGAUAAUAGAUGGGUGUAUCUUUUUAUUGUUCCAAAGCUGUAGUAUGUAAGAAUAAAGUUUUAUUGUGGAUGCCUGGC
Molecule: messenger RNA, 1776 nt
Organism: Arvicola amphibius (Eurasian water vole)
Lineage: Eukaryota; Metazoa; Chordata; Mammalia; Rodentia; Cricetidae
Gene: Ddx39a
Product: DExD-box helicase 39A
Exons: 9
Coding region: 868-1629 (253 amino acids)
Biological process (GO): mRNA export from nucleus; mRNA splicing, via spliceosome
Molecular function (GO): RNA binding; RNA helicase activity; ATP binding
Source: RefSeq, a predicted model, not a curated record